AAAGAGAGAGAGAGAGAGAGAGAGAGAGAGAGACGCCUCCCAAAAUAAUAGUGUUCUUAGCAUGUCACAUCAGUAGUGAGAGCAGAUGAUUCAAGGGUGAGAAAGAGACAGAGGAGACAGAGACAGUGAGAGAAAGGAGAGGUCAUUGUAUGAGAUGACAGACUACUGAUUCCAGCUGGUAUCAGCAUAUAUUGUAGCUACCUUUUCCACACCCAUUUACUUGACUGGUGGAUACAGAUUUAUUUUUUCUUUACGUAUUUUCGUAGUUUCCUCGUCACCAUGGUGGGCAGGUGGAACUUUCUGAUACUGAUUCUGUACCUCCCCUUCAUCACGGCCCUGUCAGUCUCAUCCUGCCCUCCAGGAUUUCAAUCUACGAGGCAAAGAUGCAUUGAUAUAGAUGAAUGUGCUGUUGAAGAGGAGGAUACUGAUUAUAUUACACCAUGUGGAAAGAAUGCGAUCUGUUUAAACACAAAUGGCAGCUUCUACUGCCAAUGUGAAGAUGGUUUCAUUUCAACAACACAGACUGUGAAUUUUUCAGCUGAAACAUCUGAAUGUAGAGAUAAAAAUGAGUGUUUGGAGAGUCCGGGCAUCUGUGGAUCUAAUGCCACAUGUUUUAACACAAUUCCACAUUACUCCUGUACUUGUGAUGAUGGAUUCAGUUCCUCAAAUGGAAAAGAAAGUUUUCAGCACAGUGACAAUGUGACAUGUAGAGAUAUAUGUAUGAUUGAUAAGACAAUCUGCGGAAAUGGAACCUGCCACAGUGGAGCCAGUGGCCAUUUCUGUUCAUGCUACGCAGGGUUCACUAACUAUGGCAACAAAAGGUCUCGCUGCAUUGCGUUAGACUGUGAUGUAUUCAAAGAUAUGAACAAUCUGAAAGAGAAAUAUCCUGCUGCACAUGAUCUUGUGAUGCAGUUGGAAAAAAGCUGUCUGGAGCUUAAACAAAGUGAGAAUCCAACUAAGCUGGAUGGAGAGGACACACUAAUGAGACUGUUGUCUGUGAUCGACAAGCUCUUGUCCGGUAAAGCCUUCGAGGAUAACAGGAAAGUCUCCACCUUUCUGGACUUGGUGGAGAACACACUGAAGCUCAUCGGACCUUUAAUUGAGCCCCCUGGGGCAAAUAGAUCCUCCACUCACACAGAGCUUGAGCUGCUGGUACAUAAGGGACGUGACUUACCCCAGGGACCUGUGACUUUAACGUCUAAGAAAACUCAGCUGAACAUCCAGAUGAAGACAGCUGCUGGAGAUCCCUCCAAUUACCCUGGUUUUACAACAGUGUCCUUGCUGAGCUAUGCAAACCUGAAAGACUCUGCAGAUGGAUACUUCAGUGGGAUGAAACCACAGGAGAACCAAAGCUUUGAGAUCAACUCUAAAGUCGUGACUGUCACUGUCAGUAACAGAAACACAAGGCACCUUGAAGAGCCAGUCGAAUUAACUUUCUACCACCUGAAACAGUUAAAUAAAUCUUACCACACCUGUGUGUUCUGGGAUUCCUCUGAGGAAGGAGGGGCAUGGUCUGCUCGUGGUUGCAGUGUGGUGGAGUCCAACGUUGAAUACACUGUGUGCUCGUGCAACCAUCUGAGCAGCUUUGCUGUGCUCAUGGCACUCUAUGAGAUGGAGCACAAGUUCGAGUUGCAGCUGAUCACCUGGGUGGGUCUGUCCCUUUCACUUAUUUGCCUGUUCAUCUGCAUCCUGACGUUCUCGUUGAUCCGCUCCAUCAAAAGCCCAAGAACCACCAUCCACCUGCACCUCUGCAUCAGCCUCUUCAUUGCCAUGCUUAUCUUCCUUGCAGGCAUCUCUCGUACAGAGAACCGGACUGGCUGUGCAGUGGUGGCAGGACUGCUGCAUUUCUUCUUUCUGGCAGCGUUUUGCUGGAUGUGUCUGGAGGGCAUACAACUGUUCAGGAUGGUAGUCCUGGUCUUUAACACCAACUUCAAAACCCUCUACAUGAUGGCAGGUGGCUAUGGAGUCCCAGCUGUAAUUGUCAGUAUCUCUGCCUUAGCUAAUGCUAAGGGAUAUGGCACUCAGCGACAUUGUUGGUUGGACCUGGAAUUCAUUUGGAGUUUCUUUGGCCCUGUCUGUAUCAUCAUAAUUGUAAACAUUUUCUUCUUUCUCAUCACUGUGUGGAAGUUGGCACAGAAGUUCUCAAGUUUAAACCCCGACUUGGACAAUCUGCAGAAAAUAAAGGCGUUCACCAUUACUGCAGUGGCUCAGUUGUGCGUGUUGGGCACCAUGUGGAUCUUCGGUUGUUUCCAGUUCGAGGAGGGCACAAUAACAAUGUCUUACCUGUUCACCAUCUUUGGCAGUUUUCAGGGCGUUAUGCUCUUUGUCAUGCACUGUCUGUUUUCUAAACAGGUGAGGGAAGAGUAUGGAAACAUCCUGUCCAGAUUCUGUGCACCUAGGAAGAAGAGCUACUCAGAAUUCAGUCACUCAAAUUCCAGCAAAGCUCAUGCAUCCAAGAGCACCCAGGACACAGGAGAGUCUCACAUCUGAGUUAAACAUUGGAAACAGUGGAAGUCUGAUUUAUUUCCUGAAGAGUGCCAUCUCAGACAAAUGGCCAGCUGCCCUCCCAUUUGUAGCCAGUGCAUUAGUUUGCUUUAUAAAACAUUGUUAUUAAUAUCCUUCUAUUCCGUUUUCUUUACUGUUACUCAUUAUUGAGUUGGUCUUUGCAUUUUAAGCUAUUGACAUGGAACUGUUGGUUGUUAUAAUUAAUAGGAUUUCCUUCAAAAUGAGAAAAUAAGAAAUGACAUUCAAGAUUAAGAAUUACCAUAAUGCUAUGGACUAUUCUGUCUUUAUAUUUCAGCUAUUAAGAUGACACAUGAUUAAACCCCAUAGUGUGCUUUACUUUCAUGCCAACUCUCAUUGUUGUGGAGUAAAUAAAUGGGGAAUAAUGUCACUCAUUUUGGAAAAAGAAAUCGGGUAAUAUGGCACUUUUUUUCCUGCAUAAGCUGCCACAUUUAAUUUGAUAUUAAUUAAAUAUGGCCAACAAAAGGAGGACAAUUAUGAGACAGAAAUGUAUUUCAAAUGUAUGUUUGUGUGUAUAUAUUGCUGGGCAAUUCUGUAGUAUUACUAUAAGUGACUGCAUUCCUGCUCCAUUCAGUGUGCUGUACCAUGUUAAAUGUAUUAUAUCUAAAUAUUUGCGAAGAGAUUUUUAUUUACCAAGUUCAGAUAAUACAUGCUUCAAAACUUGAAUGUUCAAAGAAUCCCUCUCCUGGAAGCUUUUAAUUAAAUAAAUAUUCUGUUGUACCUCA
Morone saxatilis (striped sea-bass) is the source of this 3248-nucleotide messenger RNA. RefSeq names its product adhesion G protein-coupled receptor E1. Gene Ontology annotation, biological process: cell surface receptor signaling pathway; adenylate cyclase-activating G protein-coupled receptor signaling pathway. Gene Ontology annotation, molecular function: G protein-coupled receptor activity; calcium ion binding. The record is from RefSeq and is a predicted model, not a curated record. NCBI's taxonomy places the organism in Eukaryota, Metazoa, Chordata, Actinopteri, Moronidae. The transcript has 18 exons. Gene Ontology annotation, cellular component: membrane. Bases 280 to 2490 code for a protein of 736 amino acids.